AAAAAAAAUACACAAACAACAAUCACUACAGUACAGCGGCGAUAGAAACAGAAAGAUGUAUCCGUGAAAGGAAAGCGCAACUCUGAAGUUAUACCAGCCCAGCUGCUGCUACUCCAACCCGAGCUGUGCAUGCCGAUGGUGCCGAGCUCAUGAACUUGGCCAGUCAGAGCGGGGAUGCUGGCGGAAGCCAGCUCCUCUUCGCCAACUUUAACCAGGACAACACGUCCUUAGCUGUCGGCACCAAAUCAGGAUACAAGUUUUUCUCCUUGUCCUCAGUGGACAAAUUGGAGCAGAUUUAUGAAUGUACUGACACGGAGGAUGUGUGUAUCGUGGAGCGUCUGUUCUCCAGCAGCCUCGUGGCCAUCGUGAGCCUGAAGGCGCCCAGGAAGCUCAAAGUCUGUCACUUCAAGAAAGGAACGGAGAUCUGCAACUAUUCCUAUUCCAACACCAUCCUGGCUGUGAAGCUCAACAGACAGAGGCUGAUUGUGUGUCUGGAGGAGUCGCUUUACAUUCACAACAUCAGAGACAUGAAAGUGCUGCACACUAUCAGAGAGACCCCGCCCAACCCGUCAGGGUUGUGUGCCCUCUCCAUCAGCAACGACAACUGUUACCUGGCGUACCCGGGGAGCGCAACGAUAGGAGAGGUUCAAGUGUUCGACACGGUCAAUCUGCGGGCAGCAAAUAUGAUUCCAGCCCAUGACAGCCCGUUAGCAGCUCUGGCGUUCGAUGCCAGUGGCACCAAACUCGCCACGGCCUCGGAGAAGGGCACAGUCAUCCGUGUCUUCUCCAUCCCAGAGGGACAGAAGCUCUUUGAGUUUCGGCGAGGGGUCAAGAGGUGCGUGAGCAUCUGCUCGUUGGCGUUCAGUAUGGAAGGACUGUACCUGUCCGCCUCCAGCAACACAGAAACAGUCCACAUUUUCAAACUGGAGACACAGAAAGAGAAGUACGUGCCAGCAGAGGAACCCACCACAUGGGGAGGGUAUUUGGGGAAGGUCCUGAUGGCGUCCACCACCUACCUGCCGUCGCAGGUCACAGAGAUGUUCACCCAYGGCCGAGCCUUCGCCACAGUUCGCCUGCCUUUCUGCGGGCACAAAAACAUCUGCGCCUUAGCUGUGAUUCAGAAGAUUCCCAGGCUGCUGGUUGCUGCAGCUGAUGGAUACUUGUACCUGUACAACUUGGAUCCACAGGAGGGAGGAGAGUGCACGCUCAUGAAGCAGCACAGAUUAGACAGCAGUACCGAGACCCCCAAUGAGAUCUUGGAGCAGGGGUCACAUGAUCGCCCCCUCGUGGCCCAAACCUACAGUGCAGCUGUCACUAAAGGUUACUGCGAAGAGCAAGGCGCCGUGGGAGGGGCGGGGCUCGAAGAAGACCUCAGCGACCUACGCUUGGAGGAGGAGAACGAGCAGCCGCCGCUCAUCCUGGAGACUGACUGAUCCGACAGGCUGACGGUGCAGAGGGCUCCUCUGGUGCUGCUAUCGAACAUCAGACCCAAAUGGGGUGGGGUGGG
This is a messenger RNA of Austrofundulus limnaeus, 1507 nucleotides long. RefSeq names its product WD repeat domain, phosphoinositide interacting 2 (gene wipi2). Lineage: Eukaryota; Metazoa; Chordata; Actinopteri; Cyprinodontiformes; Rivulidae. The record is from RefSeq and is a predicted model, not a curated record. Gene Ontology annotation, molecular function: protein binding.